AUGUUCCGACCACAUCGAGGCUGUCGUCAUAAGUUGGUUUAUUUUAUCCUCUAUUCGAUUCUGUACAGUUCCUGGGCUCUUGGAAUAUUUCCAUUUACGUAUGUCUCGAAGGAAAGAAAAUUGCGGCGUUCCAAAUGGCUCCUGGUCUAUGGUAUUGCCUUCAACGCAACUCUGGUUGUCCUGAUGCUGCGGCUUCAUGGGGGGGAAGGUGAAUCCAUGGCGAAUGACCCCAAGCUGGACGUGUUCCAGCGGAACUUUGUGUUAAAGCAAAUCAGCCUGCUCCUGGGGAUUGGCGGCGUAAUCACAAUCUGCGCGAUGUAUCUGCGAACCUUCUGGAGGAGCAGAGACUUGUGCAGGAUCUACAACCAGCUGCUGCAUUUGGAGGUGACAUAUUUUAAAGAUUAUUCAGUGGAGUGCCCAACCUUCGAUAGAUAUGUGAUCCAAAAGGGAUUGCUCGUCAUCGGAGGCGUGGCAUCCACAUUGGUUAUCCAUAUGGGAAUGCCCAACGAGUCCGUUUCCCUGGUAAAGCUGGGCAGCUUCCUGCUGGCCAUCCACUUCCACCUGGGUGUGGCAUUUAUCUACCGUUUUGUGUGGCUCAUCAACCGUGAACUUCUAGACCUGGCCAAUCGACUGAGGGUCAGGCCGGAAGGAAGCUCCUCUCGUGUCCGCUUCCUCCUGACCCUCUACGGUCGCCUCCUGGACCUCAACACACGACUCACCGCCUGCUAUGACUACCAGACUGCCAUGAUGAUGGCCAUCUUUUUGGGCGGCAACAUCAUCGUCUCCUUCUACAUGAUCGUCUUCAGCGUCAGCCUCAGCAAGAUGUCCGUCUUUGUAAUGUUGAUCAUGUUUCCCCUGGCGCUGAUCAACAAUUUCUUGGACUUUUGGUUGAGCAUUGCAGUGUGUGAUUUGGCAGAGCGGACUGGCAGGCAAACCUCCAUGAUCCUGAAGCUAUUUAAUGAUAUGGAGAUAUUGGACAAGGAGAUGGAACGAAGUUUCGCUGAAUUUGCUCUAUUCUGCAGCCAUCGCCGGCUAAGGUUCCAUCACUGUGGACUGUUCUACGUGAACUAUGAGAUGGGUUUUCAAAUGCUCGUCACGAGUGUCUUGUACUUGCUUUUCCUGGUGCAAUUUGAUUAUAUGAACUUGUAA
Messenger RNA from Drosophila pseudoobscura, 1149 nucleotides. Its product is annotated as putative gustatory receptor 22d. Gene Ontology annotation, biological process: chemosensory behavior; sensory perception of taste; male courtship behavior. Bases 1 to 1149 code for a protein of 382 amino acids. The transcript is spliced from 2 exons. Gene Ontology annotation, molecular function: sweet taste receptor activity. NCBI's taxonomy places the organism in Eukaryota, Metazoa, Arthropoda, Insecta, Diptera, Drosophilidae. The record is from RefSeq and is a predicted model, not a curated record. Gene Ontology annotation, cellular component: axon; dendrite; neuronal cell body.